GUGGAAUAACACAGGCCGUAGCCCUUCUGUCUUUACUAUACAAAUCUGUAUCUGUAAAAUAUAGGUACACUCACACUCACCUGCGCUUUUUGUGAUUUUGACAAAUUGGCCUUGAGGCUCACAUGAUUGCGAUCGUAUGUUACGCCACAUCAAUUCGUAUUGUAAAUCUACCAGAGUGUAAGUUACAUGGUCUAAGUAGUACCUAUCCUUAUGAUAACUGUGAAUCAAAUAAACACGAUUUGACUAUUCAAGAGAAACAGAACCCACACUCCACCCAUGCAUAUCGGAUAGUGAAAAAUGUUUUCUCUUUAAACUUGCUGGAAUUUCAGUAUUUGUACGAUGCUUCCAUGGAUCAGGCUUUUGCUGCUUGCCUACUUCGCUACCUCAGGCAUCUCAAAACCGUACCGGCUAUGUUCCUACCAUGUCAGUAUGAACGAACAUUAUGUGAUAACCCAAUGUGGAAAGUUGUUAUAAGUCGUCUGGUCAAGGCAAUUGUAAUCGAAGAAUCCAUGGCCUGGCUUUCUACACUUGGCGGUGGAUAUUCUUCACUUGGAGAUCACAGUGAUUAUGCGGCGAGUUUGGCUGGGACGGUUUCACUCUUUCAAAUGAGCCUUGCGUUAGAAAUCAACUCUCCUGUUCUCCUAGCAAAGUCCCAACUUUGGUUUGCUCAAAGUUUAAUGCAGAGAGGAUAUUUGAAAAAUUCUGCUAAAAUAUUGAGGUAACACAACUUUAUUUAUAUAAACUGGUAUCUGGGUUCCCUGAUUCCAUUAAAUUGUGAUAAUGAUGUGUGUCAAUGCGUUUGCUACUUUUGAACUAUUUACUAUUAUGAACGUACUCACUAGCACAUAUUUCUAUAUUUUUGGUAUGAACUCUAAAUCUGUCCCCAGAUCAUGAUUGCCUGUAAUAAAUUAAGUUGGUCACCGACUAAUUGAUCUUGUUAACUGUUGUCUAUUUAUUUACCUGCAAAGUGGGUCGUUUGUGUUAUCGAUCCAUCUGUUAUCCUUAUCCGAAUUUGAACGUCUUUAAUUAUUUAUAACCCGACUGUUUAUCUAAUAAAAGAAACCCAUGCUGUUAAUGGACAUUAAAAAUCUACUGCUGUUUGACAUUAUCUAUCUAGACGUAACAAUCCGCUUUUUUUUCGUUAAAUUUGGUUUCACAGUCGUAGAUACAACAGGGAUUUUCGGUGUUUUAUUUCAUUUAGUUUAUAGUCAUAGGAAAAUUGCUUACCUAAACAUCGCAAGAAAGUCACUGACAAGUGUGAUAAUUCAUGUAUUUCUACACACAACGCUUUUUGUUAAGACUAUUGGUUUUGCUACUCAUGCUGUUGUACUUACAUCCCAGCUGCGUUAAAACAAAUUGUUUUGAACGAACCAUAAAGAUGGGUAUCGUUUAGGUUGCCUUACAUUUUUUUCUGCUGCACAGUCAACUAUUGACAUAUUGUAAUAUUGGUGAUUCUAUUAUUAAGUGCAAGUAUUAAUUAACUUGGUUACUUCUUUUUGUCUAAUUCUUCCUAGUUUCUUCAGGUUUCACUGCAUAAAAACUCAUGGCUAAAUAAUGUGUCUUAAGUAUUAAUAGACAUCUAUAUUUGGCUACUUAUCCACUGCUCUGUAUAUGCUUUCUUACUUUAUUGUCCUCCUUACUAUUUCCUGAUGUUUUGAGAUAAUAUUCUGCGUUAUUUCUGACUUCAAAGGCUAUGAGUAGGGUUGGUAAUGUACUUUUUAGCUUUGUCAUAAAUGUUAUUAAAAUCAGACAUUCAGAAUGUCAAGAGAAAUUGGCCAGUGUAAUCUUAUUAAAUUUACGCUGUUUUUGUUGCAACUUUCCCUUUGGGUGAGGAAGGUGAGAUUAAAUGCAAUAAUUUUCACAUCACGCAGAUUUCAAAAGAUACAAUACUCUAACUAUCAUAUGUAAUGUGCAACAAAUAGGUUGGAAGACAUGAUUGGUCCUAAACCCCAGAAUCUGAAGAUAAAUAUCUCUUGCCGUCGUCGUAAAUUUCCCUUGGAAAGUGUUAGUUGUAUGUCCUUAAUCUUUACAAUCGAUGGAGUCCCUCCGUAACAUCAUGAAAAAGUUAUUGUUGGCUUGUGAAACAUUUAACGUAAAGCAAAACCUGUCUAAGUCCGACAAAUUAUUGUGUCAAAAAUAGUGGUAACCUCGUGUCUCGUAGUCGGGGAAAAUUGGCAAAUGUCAGCACACCACCAUGUUCUUUAUAAUGAUGUAAUAUAUCUAAUUAGUUUAUUGUGGUUUAGUAACGUAAAUUUUAGAUUUACGAUACAUUGGUUUAAGUUACUGCAUUUACAAAAGAAAGCUGCUAACAAUCAACUGAUGUUCUUUGAGAAAAUGUUGAUGCGAUUGAUUUCCCUCACAAGCAAAGCAAGAAUAACAGUAUUCUUGGAACUAAAUGAAUUCACUUUAUUUAUUUCUCUUUGGCUACAUAAAAUCUAAUAAGUUCAGUUCAAAAUAUUAUGUAAUUUUCAAGAAAUCUCGUCACGUAUACAAUUUAACUGUAAAGUCGACUGCACCACUAGAUGACCCAGGUUUGGAUCUCUGAGGGCGAAUCAGUCUAUUCAAAAUAUGGAUGCAACUCGUUUGUUUGUACCCGCUAGCACAAUACCGAUGUCCAAAGUUUCGUGUCUAUCGCCCUUGACCGCCUAAAUAUUACUUGUUUAGUGAUUACUUCAACAACAUCAAUACGAAUAUACAUAAUGUGGAGACCUCUUAUGAGGCCUGAUGUUUCAUCUGAUAUGCGCAUAGAUUACAUGGCUCUUGGUUUGUGGGCACGUUUACGUCACUUAUGGAAAACAAAACACAAAAUAAAGUCGAGUUUAUCCAUUUCAUUAUCAGUGGAUAAUAAUUUACUUUCUCUAUAUCCGCAUGUUAAUAUGUUAGUCAGUCGACUUUAAAUAUAAAGAUUUAUAUACUUUCAGAAUAUUUGUAUAACUACUUAUUUUACCUUCAGAUAUCUUCCGUUUUUAUUCAACCUCAUCAAAUACUAUUCAUGAAUUA
This is a messenger RNA of Schistosoma mattheei, 3000 nucleotides long. The record is from the annotation of a GenBank genome assembly. Lineage: Eukaryota; Metazoa; Platyhelminthes; Trematoda; Strigeidida; Schistosomatidae.